GCUGCGGGUCCAGCUCUUCUCGUCGCUCGUCAUCCGCGAACAAGAGGAAGUGAACAGGAACAAUAACAGCCGACACACCGGAGACCACAAAGAGGGCAGGCAGCAGUGUUAUCUGUGACGGCAGCGAUGGAGGAGUAUAACUCUGGAGAGGAGGUCGGCUUUAAUCCCGAUGAGAUCAGUGUCUCGGUAAAAGAGUGCGUUGAAGGCGUCAUCGGUGGAACAGAUUAUAACCAGAGUAAAGUCAACCAGUGGACGGCCAGUAUAGUGGAGCAUUCACUCACUCACCUGGUGAAACAAGGUCGGGCGUUCAAAUACAUAGUGAACUGUACGAUCAUGCAGAAGAGCGGCGCUGGGCUCCACACAGCCAACUCCUGCUACUGGGACACAGCCACUGAUGGGAGCUGUACUGUCAGGUGGGAGAACCGCACCAUGUACUGUGUGGUCAGUGUGUUUGCUGUAGCUGUGGCGCUGUGACAGCCCUGCGCCCACCUCUCCAUCUUCGAACACUGUCAUGUCUCAAACUUUGCUUGAAUGACACUGAAGAUCCUCUGAUUAUAUACCCUCUGAUAGACGCUGACCUACAAGUAUCUAUUUCUCCCUGCAGGCAGGAACAACAGUUUUGGUUUGUGAGUUGGCAGCCUGUGAAUACGUGCAGGUCUGACAGUGACAACAUGUUGUUUGGUCUGGACUGGAGUCAUGAUCUGCAAACAGACCUGUUUGGAAAGUACUUUUCAAACAUGCUCAGGUGUUUUCUUUGGCCCAGAAGUACCACAUGUUGACUGUAUUUUUUUUUUCCUGUUGUGUAAAAACAGAUGACUGCUCUUUGUGUGCAGCAGGAAGUUUACAUUUGUGUUUUUGACUGAAAUAUCUGAACAUUCAUUGGAUUGUUUCUUAUUAAAUUUAGCACUGAUAUUCAUCCCUCAGGAAAAACUAUUUUAAUUUUUAAUUUUAAUUGAUGACAUUCCUUCAGUCUCAACUGUGCUUUGUGCUGCUAAUUAGAAAAUGUUAGCAUGUUUGCAACUUUGUCUCCUUCACUAUGUUCCCUUAAUAGAAACUGAACUAUGACUACAAGAAGCUUUGUAUGUUAGAGAAGCUCUGUUUAAGUAAUCACUACAGUAUACUGUAUUUCUACUAGUCUAUAUUAAUAUUUUAAUAAGUUAUUGAAAUGUUUAGACAAAACAACAGUGUUUUUCCUGUGAUGCAUUUAAUGGUCAGUCCCUGUAACCAGGAUUUUUUUUCUUUUCUUUUUUUUUUUAAGAUCUUCUGUAUUACUGUUGAGUUCAAGACUGUUUUUGUUGAAUUUUGUCCAAUAAAGUCCUUAAAGAUGUUCCACUGUGUGUUUUCAUGAGCACUGAUAAAGAAGCUGAAGGCCAACACCUUUGGAUGAGAGGAUGGAUUUAACCAGUGUUGGAGUACAGCGUACUUGGUUUUUCACUCUAGUUUCUGGUCUCUUCAUAGCACCACAUUUGCUUAAACUUGCCUUCAACUCAGUGUAGCAUAUUUUUGUAUACCACUUGGAGCAUUGUGUAUGCAUUUCUGGCACUGCUCUGGAGUGAUUCAGAGCGUACCUGGCUCAGAGAACUUUUCAUAUUAGUCAUGUGGGGUUCCACAGGGCUCAAUACUUGGGCCUCUGCUAUUGGGAAGGAUGACUGCUUUAUUCAAAUUUGAAUUGAGUGUCUUGAGAAACUAAAAGCUUGCAUGGCUCUAAAUCUUAAGCCUAAGUCUUAAAUUUUAAGAGGUGAUUGUUUUUGUUUCUGAUGUCACCGGUGGGACUUACCCUAUGGCACAGUAUGGAUAGCCUACUGUCACAAACUUUUGUUUUAGGAUGGACAGCGGCUUUAGACCGGAUGGUCAGAUCAGUGCAGUGGUGAAAUCCAGCU
This is a messenger RNA of Maylandia zebra (zebra mbuna), 1880 nucleotides long. Its product is annotated as dynein light chain Tctex-type 3. Gene Ontology annotation, biological process: microtubule-based movement. Gene Ontology annotation, molecular function: dynein intermediate chain binding. The record is from RefSeq and is a predicted model, not a curated record. Gene Ontology annotation, cellular component: cytoplasm; cytoplasmic dynein complex. Lineage: Eukaryota; Metazoa; Chordata; Actinopteri; Cichliformes; Cichlidae.